UUAUUUUUCCUAUUUCUCUGCGGGUACGAUCUCCUGCUCUCGCACCUUUAUUCCUUAACCUGAAUUCAUCUUCUUCCUUAAUCCUUAAUCCUGGGUCAAUUUCAAUUCUCGCUUUUCUGGGUUCCAAUUAAAUUAAUUCCUCCCCUAAUUGACAAGAAACCAAUCGAGAAGAGCCCCAGUUUCGUUCAAUUCAUUUUUUUGGGCGAUCGAUUUUGCUUUUUUUUUUAUGGCGGGGUUUUGAGUUCUUAGUCGAAGAUCUUCUGUAUUCUGUAGUGGGGAGUUCACAAUUCGGGGGGCAACUAUAGCGCGUGUAUUUUACGUAAUCCUGAAACCAUGUCUAGCGCCGGUGAUGAGGAAAACGACGCCGUAUUGAGCGAUGUCGAGGCUGAUGAUCCGGUGCCUAUUGAUAUCAAAACCCCGGAGAAUAUAACCGUCGAGAAGUUCAGGGAGAUUCUGGCGGAGCUCGACCGUGAGAGAGCGGCUCGUGAGGCGGCGGAGAAUGGGAAGAACGAUCUCCAAGUUUCAUUUAAUCGGCUCAAAGUGCUGUGCCAUGAGGCGAUUAAGAAACGGGACGAGUGCACGCGCCAGCGCGACGAGGCGCUGCGCGGAAAGGAGGAGGUUUCGAAGAAAUUGGAGAGCGUCGGUGGGGAGUUGAGUGAGGAAAUUAAGUUGAAAGAGGAUGCAGUGAGGCAGAAGGACGAGGUUUUUAGGCAGCUAGAGGAGAUUCGGAAAGCGAGGGAGUCGACUAGGGUUGAAAUGGAGACGGGGUCUUCAAUGUUAGUGAGUGGGAUUGAGAAGAUUUCGAGAAAAGUGAGUAGUUACAAGGAUUUCGGAGGGAACGGUUUGCCGAAGUCUAGUAAGUACUCGGGAUUGCCUGCAGUGGCUUACGGUGUGAUUAAGAGGACAAACGAGAUCGUGGAGGAGCUUCUUAGACAGAUGGAAUCGAGCGUCAAGUCGAGGAACGAGGCUCGUGAGUUGGUUGACCAGAGGAAUUACGAGAUUGCCAUCGAGGUUUCGCAGCUCGAGGCCACGAUUAGUGGGCUGAGAGAUGAGGUGGCGAAGAAUGGCAAGGAAAUCGAGAGUUUGAAGCGGUCGUUGAACGAGAGUAAUGAGAAAUUAGCUGAAUUGGAAAGAGGGUCUUGUGAGAAGCAAGACGUAAUGGAGAGCGAACUUUCGAGGUUGAGGCUAACUGUGAGUGACUACGAGUCGAAGAUGGAGAUGCAAAGGCCCUUGUUGGUUGAUCAACUUAGUUAUGUGUCGAAAGUGCACGAAGAAAUGUGUGAAGUUAUGAAAAUCGUUGAUGUUAAUAAGUUCUCGGAAUUGUCGGAAUCUUUGUUCCUUGCUCAAGAAACGAAUAUGGAGGAAAAUAUUAAGGCGUCUUUAGCGGGAAUGGAGUCUCUGUAUGAGUUGAGUAAAAACGUUGUUGAAAAAAUAAGGAAUUUGGUGGAUGAGAGAAGUCAUGAAGUGAAACGGCUAAAUGAAACUGUUUCCCAAUUAACGAACGAGAAAGAACAAAUUGGGUCGUUAUUAAGAAGUACUUUGUCCCAACGAAUGUCGGUUGAUAUGUCGUCCAAGACCAAUAAAUUGUUUAAAGCUGCAGAAAAUGGUUUGAAAGAGGCUGGAAUCGAAUAUAAGUUUAGCAAAAUCGAGGCUUCUAAGGGAGAAGUGGGUUCUAAAGAGAGAGACGAAGACGAAGUAUAUGCUCUGGCAAGUGCGCUCGAGAACAUAAUUAAGCAGUCUCAGCUUGAGAUCAUCGAGCUAAAGCAUUCGGUGGAGGAACUAAGGGCAGAGUCAAAUUUAUAUAAGGAGCGAACGGAUGCUCAAGCUAAGGAACUUAAUCAGUGGAAACAACGUGUAGAAGAGCUCGAGGAGAAGGAAAGAGUGGCUAAUGAAAAUGUUGAAGGGCUUAUGAUGGAUAUUUCUGCUGCUGAAGAAGAAAUCAUGCGGUGGAAAGUAGCAGCGCAGCAAGAAGCUGAUGCGGGGAAAGCAGUUGAACAAGACUAUGUUGCACAGUUGGCAUCAGUAAGGCAGGAGCUUGAAGAAGCAAGGCAAGCUGUAAUGGAGUCGGAAAAGAAGCUGAAGUUCAAAGAAGAAACAGCAGAAGCUGCAAUGGGAGCAAGAGAUGCAGCCGAAAAGUCGUUGAGAUUAGCUGACAUGAGAUCUUCGAGGCUGAGGGAUCGAGUCGAAGAGUUGACUCGUCAACUCGACGAACUCGAUACACGCGAAUCAUCCUCAGCAACAACGAUAACAACUGCACUAAACAGGCAUAGGUACGUCUGUUGGCCUUGGCAGUGGCUUGGCUUGGAUUAUGUUGGCUCUCAACGCUCUGAAUUGCCUCAACAAACGGCCAACGAGAUGGAACUUUCCGAACCGCUUAUUUGAUUCUUUUUUAUUCCUCGAGUCUCUCUCUCUCUCUCUUUUUUUUUUUUUUUUUUUUUUUUUUGAGGUCUUGAAAAUCUGUACAACCAUAGUUAAUACCACAAUCGUUCCUCCCCGAGUCGGUUUAAAUUAGUUGUACAUUAUACCACCACCAUAUAAUCAUAUUCUUAGUUAAUUGUUCUGAGUGAGGAAAGGACUACACUUGAUGGGGUUUUGUACACAAGUUUUUGUUGUGGUUUUUUGCUUUAAUUGAUUUCUCAGUUUUACUAAAUUUAUGUUCAAAUACCAUUUGAAAUAUUUCCAAUGAUAAAUAAGAUCA
Erythranthe guttata (spotted monkey flower) is the source of this 2698-nucleotide messenger RNA. Its product is annotated as paramyosin. The record is from RefSeq and is a predicted model, not a curated record. NCBI's taxonomy places the organism in Eukaryota, Viridiplantae, Streptophyta, Magnoliopsida, Lamiales, Phrymaceae.